Messenger RNA from Rubroshorea leprosula, 460 nucleotides. NCBI's taxonomy places the organism in Eukaryota, Viridiplantae, Streptophyta, Magnoliopsida, Malvales, Dipterocarpaceae. The record is from the annotation of a GenBank genome assembly.
GCCAUCAUCGUAGGAAGUUGGCUUCUUCUUCACGUCUCCACCGCGAAGAAAGCUGCGUUCUUUCCCGGUGAAAGAGAUAUGCAUCGAUCAUCUAGCAGUUGUCGGGUUUCGGACGAGUUCUGCGUGAAAUCGUCGACGUUGAAAGACACGGAGACGGAGCAGAGUCGGGAACAGCUUCCCACAUACAAUCCCCUCUCUCACGCCGCCAAGAGAGAAAGGUCUCGACUCAGAUCCGCCGAGAACGCCGUCCACCUCAUCCCUCUCGUCCUCGUUCUCUGCGCAGUAAUCCUUUGGUUCUUCUCAAUCCCAGAAUCAAGGGAAUGAAGAUUGCAAGGGAAAUCAGUGGAAUUUGUGCAGUGACCAGUUAGAUUUACAACCUGGAUGAUCUAACACAACAACUGGUUUAUGAAAUCUAAAUCUUAGAGGAUUGAGUAGAUUCUUGCUGUCACAGAUGCUCUGA